Pyricularia pennisetigena is the source of this 996-nucleotide messenger RNA. RefSeq lists its product as uncharacterized. Lineage: Eukaryota; Fungi; Ascomycota; Sordariomycetes; Magnaporthales; Pyriculariaceae. The record is from RefSeq and is a predicted model, not a curated record. The transcript is spliced from 2 exons. Bases 1 to 996 code for a protein of 331 amino acids.
AUGCACGCCACACUCGCUGUGGCCCUCCUCCCCCUGCUCGUCGCCGCCCUGCCCACCGGUCAGGGCCCUUAUGGCGCUGGCAUGGGCAAUGGCCUCGCCAACCCCAACGGCCCUUCCACGUUCGCUGCUCCUCCUCAGGCCCUCCCCGACGUCGGAUUUGGACCUGGAGAUGAAGACUUUGAAGACGACGACUUGGCCAAUGGCAACUUUGACGGCAACAUCCCGGCUCAAGCUGCAGCCCCUCUUCCCCAUGAUAACUAUGACGAGCUGGCCGAUCUAAAUGACGAUGAGCUGGCCGAAUACCUGGACGGAGCCGAAGAUGAUUACAGGCGUCUCACCCGUCGCCAGCUCGACGGCAUGGCUGAGGAUAUGAUGGGCGACGAGUACCUCGAUGACGAAGUUGACGAUGGGAUGGGUGGUUCCGCUGCCGGCGCACUGGGAGCAGGAAUGACACCAGGGAUGACAGCUGGAACUGGUGCUGGAACUGGUGCUGGAGCUGCUGGAGCUGGAGCUGGAGCUGGAGCUGGAGCUGGAGCAGGAAUGGCACCGGGGAUGGGCGCAGGUGCAGGUGCAGGUGCUGGAGCUGGCAUGCUUGAGGAGGACCCUGAUAUGCUCGGGGAAAACCCUGAUAUGCUGGACUCCGAGGACCCGCUUGGCGCGGACCCCCUGCCCUCUGGCUCCGGAGCGACGACCCCUGGCGCCGGUACCGCAGUCUCAUCGGUCACGCCCGCGACGACUUCUGCUGCCACCCAGACUCCUCCUGCCACCCAGACUCCCUCAACGACCCAGACUACGCCGCCCCAGACGGGCACGCCGGUAACCGGCGAGAAGCCGAGCCUCGGAUCCAAGCUCAAAGAAUACGGUAAGAAAGCCCUUGAAGUGGGUUCCUCGGUGCUGGGGGGUGCCGGUCAACUCGCGGCCAGCGUGCCACCUCGAAUGGGCGGCAUGGGCACGGGCAUGGGUAUGGGCAUGGGCACAGGCAUAUACCGCCGCUAA